Molecule: messenger RNA, 2857 nt
Organism: Dichomitus squalens LYAD-421 SS1
Lineage: Eukaryota; Fungi; Basidiomycota; Agaricomycetes; Polyporales; Polyporaceae
Exons: 5
Coding region: 67-2322 (751 amino acids)
Biological process (GO): protein localization to phagophore assembly site; autophagosome assembly; piecemeal microautophagy of the nucleus
Cellular component (GO): phagophore assembly site; Atg1/ULK1 kinase complex; extrinsic component of membrane
Source: RefSeq, a predicted model, not a curated record
CGUCGCCUAUGAAUACGUCCUAAUGUCUUCGUAGACACGCUAUACCAUCGUUCUCGCCCUCCUGCCAUGUCCAAUGAGACCCAGAAGGCCGACCAGAUAGCUCACAGGUUAUACUCUAAACUCGCCUUAGUUGUCAACCAUGCACGAGCUACCAUUGAGCCAUCUCCCGCAGCCAAGGUCGACAAAUGGUUCAACCUCGAGACUCCAGACCCGGAGCUCUUUAGAGAGCACACCCGUGUCUAUCGCUCUAUCUCCACUUCGCCAGCCGUCCCUCUCUUCCAGCUUCAAGUUCUGCUAUGUAUCCCCGAGCUAGCUACCAACCAGGUACUCGUCUACCUCUCUCCCGACUCGUCUCGCGUACGCAUCGACCCUACCCCCCGCUACAUCGUCCUUGAGUCCUGGAACCUCGAGUAUGCCCCUCAUCCCUACAACCAUCACCAGACCCAGGAUGUGGCCCCCUCGACCAUGUACAAGCAUGGAAUCCCGCUCUUUCGCAGCAUCUUCACCCUUCUCCGCGUUCUCCCUGUGUGGAAGCUUGCACGUCGCCUCCGCAGGCGUACCGGGGGUAGUCGCAGCGGGAACUUCAGUAUAAGGCUGCGCGUCGACGGGGUCGAUGGCGACAUUCGCGCGGACGAAGUUUUGAGCUUUGAUACAGCUCCUCCCGCGCUCGCCCCGGUUCUGCAGACGGACAAGCACUCAUUGCCCCCUAUCACGCACCCCAUGGGUGAGCUCGCCGUCUCCGUGACGUACCUCACGUCCCCCAACUUCCAGCUCGACACGCUCGAGUCCCUCCUCUCCUCCCGCUUCCUCUCCCUCGACGAGGGCCCCGAUUUCACCCCUACCCUCAUCAAGAACCAGCAGCGGGACAGCAUUUCGGGGUCCCCCGGCAGUCUGCCCCUCCGCACGUCCUUGCCGCGCUCUCCCCCGCGCUCGGUUGCAGACCGGUUCGUUAUCCCCCCACCCUCCGCGGCGACUGCAUCGUCCCACGGGCGGUCGCCGUCAUUCUCGUCUGCCCAGGGCGCUAGAGGCAGUCCCGCGGGCAGCCCGAGACUUGGGAACAUCCCCUUACCGGUCACGCGGAACCUUUCGGGCGCGGGUAUGGGCACGUCUGGGGUCUCAGACUCGUCCUCGAUAAGACAGGGCGCGGGCUCAAUUAGCUCGAGGGAGGAGGUGUCCGCGCUUGCGGCGCGGAUACGCCGGGAGAGCAUGCAGGGGCGCAGUUCGGCAGAGUCGCCGACUGGUGUACCCAUACGGCGCACUCCAAUCACGACUGUCAAUGCGUUCAAGUCGUCGACCAUCUCUUCAGGCUCGCCCUCAUUGCAUUCCCCUUCCCCAUCAUUGCGACAACAGUCGCCGCUCUCGACGGGGGCUGGACCAUCCCUUCCAGGCCGUCCAGCCCAGUCUCCGACGUCGUCUCGUGUACCGCCGUCCCCUAUAGGCAGUGGGGCCAACUUCCCGUCUUCCCCUAUCACGCCAGCACGGCCCUCACCACCAUUCGUGCCUUCAAACCUAGGCUCGGGCCGGCCGUCUUCUGGUGAGGGCGUGUCGGCCAGCCCUUUGAGCGCGUCACCGAGGAAGAGGUAUUCUAGUAGCUUUGGUCAACGUUACGCGACACCGAGCAGUGGUGUGGGUGAGGCAAGCCCGAGAGGAAGCCCCGGGAGUGGGCCGAAGGAAAUUGUUCCGCCGCCGGCGUACCUGACCAGCAACACGGAUGACGACGACAUCUCGGCGUUCGUGCAGGAGAUCGACGCGCGUAGGCCGCUCUUGAGCAGACGCGAAGGGUCCGAGUCGCCCGUCCCCCCGCCGCCACUGACAAGUCAUACCCGCACAUCGACCAUUGACGAGGAGUCCGAGUCCUCGCGCUCGAGCGAUGUCGCACUGCGACCACGCACGUUGUCUACGCCCGUGCUCACGACGGAGAGCGCGGUGGAUGAGCGAUUGCGGGACAUGAAGGAGGCGUUCAUGGCGUCGCUGGAGGGCUUCGGAUCGCGGGGCUCAAGACGAGAGGCCAGUGCGUCGACAGAUCGGACUGCCACGGGGCCAGCGUCAACAUCGCGGCGGCCCCUUGGGGACCCGAUCGCAUACCCUAGUGUGGGGCGGAGGGAGAGUCCUCUUGGGGACUCGCCACAGGACAGGGAUAUCGCUCCGGGAGCGGCGGGAGGCAUCCUUCUGCCCCCUGCAUAUGUGCGUCCGAGGUUGGCUUCGACGGGGAGCGUGAGGAGUGGAUUCAGCGUGGCGUCGGAGGAGGUGCUAGGGAGGAUGGAUCCUGAGCUCGGGGGGAGCGACGAGAGACGGAGUCGGAGGGGCCCGCUUGGGAGUUGAAUCGUACUCGGGGAGAGGUGUUGUCAGUGGGAUGGAUAUGGAUGGGACGGAUGGCACUGUUAGACGAUGAGCAGGCCACAGAGUAUGACUUGAGGAGGGGGCUCGCCAGACACGACAUGCGGCUCGUUGAGCGCAGACACCGUCGUUGUAUCGAAUAUGGGUGCGCGGUCAUGUCCACGCUUUUGACGACUAUACGCCUCUCAAUCCAAGUCGGCCAAGUCGCGCGCCUCUAUCGCCUGCCCUCGUUCUCGUUCUCAUACCCCGCGUUGUGUACCUCUGGUCUCCGCCACUUAUGAUCUCGCUUAUGUAGCAUGCAUUUAUUCCAUGGACGUUCGGACUACAUCCUGGGCCGUCGGCGCGAGUACUCGCCCAGUUGUUGCAUUAUUAGCUAUUGUCUCCCUCGUACAUAUAGGCUUUCCGCAUCUAUGUUCUCCCUCUCACCCGACCUUUCACAUCAUACAUUACGUUCAACGUCAACACAUGUACUGUCCGAGAGCACAAUUGCACCUCACAAUAUUCCCGCUCGCCUCCCACC